Molecule: messenger RNA, 1778 nt
Organism: Punica granatum (pomegranate)
Lineage: Eukaryota; Viridiplantae; Streptophyta; Magnoliopsida; Myrtales; Lythraceae
Source: RefSeq, a predicted model, not a curated record
GGAAAACGGCUUAAGUUCAGCGAGUCAGCCGAGCUGAAGAAGAUCGCAAGAAGCAGAGUGAGUGCAAACGUUGGAACACAACGAACGGCAAUGGCGGCAACCGCUCGCCUGCAACUCCUCCACACUCCCUCCAUUAUCAGACCUUCGGUUCUCUUCUCGAGGCCUUGCUUUAGCUCCGGUCUCCAUUGCUCCCGCCUCCGCAAGAUCUCCACCUCCCCUGUCCUUUGCUCCAAUUCAGAUCAAACACCGCAGGCAGCUUCUUCAGCGGGUGCGUCCAGCAAGUCCAUAGUCGGGGAUCUGCUCGACUAUCUGAAUGAAUCCUGGACUCAUUUCCACGCUACGGCUGAAGCAAAAAGACAGUUAAUUGCUGCUGGGUUUCAUUUGCUAAAUGAGAAUGAUGAAUGGGACCUUAAGCCUGGCGGGCGCUACUUCUUCACGAGGAACAUGUCUUGUCUGGUUGCUUUUGCUGUAGGAGAAAAAUAUGACGUUGGCAAUGGUUUUCACAUUAUUGCUGCUCAUACAGAUAGCCCGUGUCUAAAACUAAAACCAAAGUCUGCAUCAGCGAAAUCUAAUUAUCUCAUGGUCAAUGUUCAAACAUAUGGUGGUGGUCUGUGGCAUACUUGGUUUGAUCGAGAUCUAAGUGUCGCUGGACGAGUCAUUGUAAGAGAUAGUGAUGGCUCAUAUCUGCACAAGCUUGUGAAAGUGAAAAGGCCUCUGCUCCGAGUCCCCACUCUGGCCAUACAUCUUGAUCGCACAGUGAACAAGGAUGGAUUUAAACCAAACCUGGAGACUCACCUCAUUCCUCUUCUUGCCACAAAACCGGAAGAAACAUCAGUUGAUUCAAAUGACAAAAAGGCAGUCUCAAAAGCUGUUCAUCAUCCACUGCUUAUUCAGGUUUUGUCUGAUGAACUUGGUUGCUCUGCCUCUGACAUAAUGAACAUUGAGUUGAAUCUUUGUGAUACACAACCUAGCUGCCUUGGAGGUGGAAACAACGAGUUUAUAUUUUCCGGAAGAUUGGACAAUCUUGCUUCAAGCUAUUGUGCACUGAGAGCUCUUGUUGAUUCUUGCGGGUCACCGAGUGAUUUAUCAACUGAGCAUGCUGUCAGGAUGGUGGCUUUAUUUGAUAAUGAAGAGGUAGGUUCAGAUUCAUAUCAAGGAGCUGGAGCCCCGACAAUGUUUCAGGCCAUAAGGCGCGUCGUUGACUCCCUGUCUCAUAAGUAUAUUGGAGAGAGUGCUUUUGACCGUGCAAUUCGGAAAUCAUUUCUCGUUUCUGCUGACAUGGCUCACGGGGUCCACCCAAAUUUCAUGGACAAACAUGAAGACCACCAUCGCCCAGAAAUGCAGAAGGGCUUGGUGAUUAAGCAUAAUGCUAAUCAGCGUUAUGCUACAAGCGGAGUGACGGCUUUUCUUUUCAAAGAAGUUGGCAAAGCUCACAAUCUUCCUACCCAGGAAUUCGUUGUUAGAAAUGAUAUGGGAUGCGGGUCCACAAUCGGUCCCAUUUUGGCAUCGGGGGUAGGAAUCCGAACCGUGGACUGCGGUAUUGCUCAACUUUCCAUGCACAGCGUGAGAGAGGUAUGUGGGAAGGAAGACAUAGACAUUGCCUACAGACAUUUCAAGGCAUUCUACCAAAGCUUUUCAAGUAUAGAUAGCAAGCUCACUGUAGACUACUAGAGCACAUUAUUCAGGUCUUCUCGUUCAAUUCAAAUCGAAUAAGAUUAAUUAUUCAUAACGAAACAGGCACAUUCUCAAUGAGAUUCCUGGAACAAGAUUUGUUGUCU